Messenger RNA from Eimeria acervulina, 795 nucleotides. Its product is annotated as dehydrodolichyl diphosphate synthase, putative. The coding region runs from base 1 to 795 and encodes 264 amino acids. Gene Ontology annotation, biological process: polyprenol biosynthetic process. The transcript has 4 exons. The record is from RefSeq and is a predicted model, not a curated record. Gene Ontology annotation, cellular component: endoplasmic reticulum. Lineage: Eukaryota; Apicomplexa; Conoidasida; Eucoccidiorida; Eimeriidae.
AUGGUUGCCACUGCAUGCGCAGCUGUUGGUGUUAGGGUUUUGUCUGUCUAUGCAUUUGCGCUGAACAACUUUUAUAGACAAGAGGACGAAAUCUGCUGUCUCCUUGACUUAGCAGAAACCCUCUUCAGGGACCCCACAUGGAUUCAAGGGUUUCUGAUGUCAGAAGACAUUCGCCUUGUUGUUGUUGGUGAUUUGUCUUUCGUGGGGCCGAAGCUGCGAGCAGCAGCAGCAGCAGCAGCAGCAGCAACACAAAACAAUAAACGUUUGCUGCUAAGGAUAUGCGUAGCUUACGGAGGGAGGCAUGAGGUGCAUAGAGCUAUUUGCCGACAGCAGCAGCAGCAGCAGCAGCAGCAGCAGCAACACAACGAGCAGCAGCAGCAACAGCAGCAGCAGCUUGUAGCACCACAACAACAAGACUGCUGCAGAACGACGCCGGAGCCUCAUUCAGCCGUGCCUCCAGCAGCAGCAGAAGCAGCAGCAGCAGCAGCAGCAGCAACACCAGCAGCAGCAGCAGCAGCAGCAAAUGUCUCUUCUGCUCUUCAGUUGCCUGCUGAGGGCUUCUGCCAGCGGCUGCGCUCUGCACAAAUUGAAGGGAAGUGGAAACCAGAUAAAAUAACAAGCGAGCUAGGUUGUGCGUUUUGGAGGGAGCUGCAGGGAGGCGACUGCCCCCUCCCCAGCAUUUUAAUUCGCACUUCAGGCGAAGCGCGGCUCUCAGACUUCCUUCUUUGCGAGGUGCAGCAGCAGCAGCAGCAGCAGCAACAGCAGCAACAGCAGCAGCAGCAAAAGCACCAGUAG